Messenger RNA from Papilio xuthus (Asian swallowtail), 1320 nucleotides. Its product is annotated as lysozyme 2. Lineage: Eukaryota; Metazoa; Arthropoda; Insecta; Lepidoptera; Papilionidae. Bases 479 to 940 code for a protein of 153 amino acids. The record is from RefSeq and is a predicted model, not a curated record. The transcript is spliced from 4 exons. Gene Ontology annotation, molecular function: lysozyme activity.
AUUUACUACUAGUUAUCACCACAAGUCACGUACGCUUGGAAUAUAAAAAUGAAUAGACUAAGGGUUAUUCCACACUGUAAUUUAUCCCUGUUCUAAAUUUCAUCGAAAUGCGUUCGGCUGUUCUAGAGUUAUGUAGGAACUCGUAAUAAUUAAUUUCUAUAUAUAUACAUCCAUCCAACCUUUGAUAUUUAUAAUAAGAAGUAAGAUUAUGGUUACGCAGAAUAAUACUAAACAUACAGAAUCAUUUAAUAAAAUCAUUACAAACGUCUGCUUUAAGAUUAAUCCGUGAUCAGUAAUAUAUUAAGACGGUCGUAUUGUUUGUCUCAUCUAUUUUUUACAUCCCACUUCUGAGAACGUUCUGAGAACUUCUUUAGUUUUUUUUUUAAUACAAACGAAGCUCCGGUACGUUCGUUACAUCACGUCUCAGAUGUAUACUAAAUUAAAAAAUUAAAUCCGGCAAAGACGUGCAGAUAGUGAAAUGUGGUUAGAAACAAUGGCGAUUAAUUUGCGGUGUGUGAUAGUUUUUUGUUUCAUUGUCUCGAUUACAGGUGUGCAUAUAUCAAACCUGAACGACACCUGCCUUCGUUGUCUGUGUCACGUGGCCGGCUGUGACCUGGCCCACGGCUGCUCGCAGGGAUACUGCGGGCCUUUUUACAUAUCCCGAGUAUACUGGGCUGAUGCAGGCAAACCCACUUUGCCUGAAGAUAACCCUCAAAGGAAAGAAGCUUACGAUGACUGCGCUCGGGAUUAUCAUUGUUCAACAAAAAUAGUCGAAAGCUACUUGGCAAGAUUUGGAAAGGAUUGCAACAGUGAUGGUGUGACGGACUGUUAUGAUUACAUGAUGAUCAACCACCACGGCGGCAACGGGUGCUCCGAGCCCCUGCACCUCACCAGCCUGGGCAAAUUGCGUUUGCAGCUGUACCAGCAGUGUCGACUAUAACCUGCAGAUCAGCUUCCAGUAGCAAAUAUUAUGGCUUGCAGACUCUAGUCUGUAAGAAUGGAUAGGCGAUUGGAAAUUAAUUGCGAAUCACACACACCACCGCUACAAGCCUUACAUACCUUGAGCGUUAAAAUGACGAAAAUCGAAUAGGCACAAAAUACUACGUUUUACAGCCAGUCCAUUUCUAGAGGUCAGUUCUUACAGACGAUCAUAAAUAUUAAACAACGCCCUCUUGUGGAAGAUUAAAUAAAUUUAUUAUUUUAAGUUUUCUUAGUCUUAAAAAAGUAACUUAUUUACUAUUACUAUUACGACAAUGAACUAUUUCUUAAAUAAAACGUGUGAUAGUUUUUUAAUAAUUUUAAGUUGCCCUCAAAAUAAAA